Molecule: messenger RNA, 1848 nt
Organism: Strongylocentrotus purpuratus (purple sea urchin)
Lineage: Eukaryota; Metazoa; Echinodermata; Echinoidea; Camarodonta; Strongylocentrotidae
Product: ankyrin repeat domain-containing protein 50-like
Exons: 4
Coding region: 1-1848 (615 amino acids)
Molecular function (GO): protein binding
Source: RefSeq, a predicted model, not a curated record
AUGACUGAAAGAGCAGCAAAUGAGCCUAGUGAGGUCAAUACUCCCCUUAACGUGGCAGCUUUAAAUGGCCAGCUGGACGUUGUUCAGCGCCUUGUUGAUCAAGGAGAACAGGUUGAGAGGGGGAAUAAUAAUGGUCAGAAACCUCUUCACUGUGCAUCAGGCAAUGGUCACCUUGAAGUAGUUCAGUAUCUCGUUGGCAAAGGAGCACAGGUUGAGAGGGGUGAUAAUAAUGGUCAGACACCACUUCACUUGGCGUCAACCAAUGGUCAUCUUGAUGUUGUUCAGUAUCUCGUUGGUAAAAGAGGACUGGUUGAGAGGGGUAAUAGUGUUCUUCAAACACCUCUUCACUGUGCAUCACACAAUGAUCAUCUUGAUGUAGUUCGGUACCUCGUUGAUCAAGGAGCAAAGUUUGAGAGGAACGAUAGUAAUGGUCAGACACCUCUUCAUUUGGCAUCAGACAAGGGUCAUCUUGAAGUAGUUAAGUACCUCGUUGAUAAAGGAGCACCGGUUAAGAAGAUUCAGUUCUUCGUUGAUCAAGGAGCACAGGUUGAGAGGGAGAAUAAUACUAUUGAGUAUUCCAGUUAUGAAGAUGACGAAGAAUGCAUUGACCUGAAGGACAAGGAGGGUAAGACACCACUUCACAUGGCAUCAGACAAGGGUCAUCUUGAAGUAGUUCAGUACCUCGUUGAUAACAAAGCACGCAUUGACCUGGAGGAUAACGAGGGUAAGACACCACUUCACUUGGCAUCCCAUAAUGGUCAUCUUUAUGUAGUUCAGUAUCUCGUUGGUCAAGGCGCACCUGUUCAGAGUGGUGAUGCUAAGGGUAUUACACCACUUCACUGGGCAAUACUAAAUGGUGAUAUUGAUGUUGUUCAGUAUCUCAUUGGUGAAGGAGCACUGGUUAAGGAGAGUGAUAAGUUUUGUCAAACAUGUCUUGACUGUGCAUCACACAGUGGUCAUCUCAAUGUACUUCAGUAUCUCGUUGGUCAAGGAUUACAGGUCGAGAGGAUCAAUAGUAAAGGUGAGACACCUCUUCACCAUGCAGCAAGCAGUGGUCAUCUUGGUGUAGUUCAGUACCUCGUUGAUCAAGGAGCACCGUUUGAGAACAGUAAUAGUGAUGGUCAGACACCUCUUCAUUUGGCAUCAGACAAUGGUCAUCUUGAAGUAGUUCAGUACCUCGUUGAUCGAGGAGCACAGGUCGAGAGGGGUGAUAAUGAUGGUGAGACACCUCUUCACUAUGCAGCAAGCAAUGGUCAUCUUGGUGUAGUUCAGUACCUCGUUGAUCAAGGAGCACCGUUUGAGAACAACGAUGGUCAUCUUGAAGUAGUUCAGUACCUCGUUGAUCAAGGAGCACCGUUUGAGAACAGUAAUAGUGAUGGUCAGACACCUCUUCAUUUGGCAUCAGUCAAUGGUCAUCUUGAAGUAGUUCAGUACCUCGUUGAUCGAGGAGCACAGGUCGAGAGGGGUGAUAAUGAUGGUGAGACACCUCUUCACUAUGCAGCAAGCAAUGGUCAUCUUGGUGUAGUUCAGUACCUCGUUGAUCAAGGAGCACCGUUUGAGAACAGUAAUAGUGAUGGUCAGACACCUCUUCAUUUGGCAUCAGACGAUGGUCAUCUUGAAGUAGUUCAGUACCUCGUUGAUCAAGGAGCACAACCUAAAGCACUUCAAGAAGGAUCAAGAGCACUGUCGGGGACCGCACAGUUAGGCAAGGAAGAGAACGAAGCAGGGACAUCCACUGCAAUUGCAGGGAAGAAACCUAAGACUGAAAGUACACCAGCGAAGAAGCCGCCACAGGAAGGUACCAAUACCAUGGAGACCGAAACGACUUCAGCUAAAAAGGUGCUCUAG